This is a messenger RNA of Odocoileus virginianus texanus, 1953 nucleotides long. The record is from RefSeq and is a predicted model, not a curated record. Lineage: Eukaryota; Metazoa; Chordata; Mammalia; Artiodactyla; Cervidae.
UAAAUUCUGACAAGGGCACCUCACGUACCAUGUACCUGGGAAUACAAAGGACAUCCCCUCUCUGAGCCUCAUUUGCCUCCCUUGCAAAAUGGGCCAAAAUAACCUCAAGAGGUGCAGUUGUGGGGAAUAAAAGGGAAAACGUGGGUAAGUGCAUGACUUGGUGCAUAGUGAGUGCUUAUAUUUGGAAAGUGGGUUAUCUUUAGAAUCCUCCACUGCCUGGAGAGAAAGACAGGGCAUGUGUUUUAACAGUUUAUCUUAUUUAUGUCUCUGGACCCAAAGGCAUUUAUCUCACGUUAAGAACAUCCUCCUUCUCCCACAAGUUUGAGCAACCCCCCACCCCCCACUCCCUCCUGGAUCCUACUUAUUUUUCUUCCCAUCCACUAAGCAGAAAAAGAGUCUGCCCCCUGGCUUAAUGGAGCAAGAACACCAAGAAUCAAAGAGGCGCAGCCCUGGCCCCCAAUUCCACCAGCUAUUCCAGGGCAGAAUCAAGAGUGGGGUCAACAGUGGAUUGGUGCGUGCCAAAGAUUCCAUCACCAGCUUGAAGGAGAAGACCACCCGGGUUAACCAGCACGUGCAGACACUGCAGAGUGAGUGUUCUGUGCUGAGUGAGAAUUUAGAGAGAAGGCGGCAAGAGGCGGAAGAACUAGAAGGGUACUGUAGUCAACUCAAGGGCCCCUGCCCUGGUAUCCUGACCCAGGAGAACUGCCGGAAGGUGACCCGGUCGGUGGAAGAUGCUGAAAUAAAAACCAACGUCCUGAAGCAGAACUCUGCCCUGCUGGAGGAGAAGCUGCGCUACCUCCAGCAGCAACUGCAGGAUGAGACUCCAAGGAGGCAGGAGGCAGAGCUACAGGAGCUGGAGCAGAAGCUGGAGGCUGGCCUCUCCAGGCACGGCCUGGGCCCCGCCACCCAGCCCUCAGGCUGCUCCGGUCCACCCGGGAGCCCCGACGAACCCCCGCGACCGCGAGGCCUGGCCUCAGGCGGCUGGGGAAUGGGGCCCCGGCCAGGGGAGGGCCCCAUCGUGAGCGAGCAAGAGUUGCAGAAGGUCUCUGCCGGCCUGGAGGAGCUGAGGAGGGAGGUGUCUUCGCUGACCGCCCGGUGGCAUCAGGAGGAGGGAGCCGUGCAGGAGGCCCUACGGCUGCUUGGGGGUCUGGGUGGCAGGCUCGACGGCUUCCUGGGCCAGUGGGAGCGGGCGCAGCGCGAACAGGCGCAGACCGCGCGGGGCCUGCAGGAGCUGCGGGGCCGGGCGGACGAGCUGUGCACCAUGGUGGAGCGGUCUGCAGUGUCUGUGGCUUCACUGAGGAGCGAACUGGAGGGACUGGGCCCAGUGAAACCAAUUCUGGAGGAGCUUGGACGGCAAUUUCAGAGCUCUCGGAGAGUGUCUGACCUCUCUCUGAACCUGGAUCGGGGAGCCCAAGGCUCCUGUACCCGCUGUGCCAGCCAGGGACAGCAGUUGUCCACGGAGUCCUUGCAGCAGCUUCUGGAACGAGCGCUGACCCCGCUAGUGGACGAGGUGAAGCAGAGAGGCCUGGCUCCUGCCUGCCCCAGCUGCCAGAGGCUACACAAGAAGAUUCUGCCCAGUCCAGCAAGCCCAGCGGCGCCUACGCUCCUCUCCCCAGGAGCUGGAGCGCCAGGCCUUGGCCAAACACGUCAGGGCAGAGGCCCUGAGCUCCACCCUUCGGCUGGCCCAAGACGAAGCCUUGCGGGCCAAGAACCUGCUGCUGACGGACAAGAUGAAGCCGGAGUGAGGAAGCAGGCUGAGGGCAUGGGAGGAGGGGAGAAGGUGGCCACUCUGGACUAUCUACACUUGAAAAUGUGCUCCCUCCACGAUCAGCUCAGCAACCUGCCACUUGAGGGGUCCACUGGGACAAUGGGGGGAGGAAGUGGUGGGGGAACUCCCCCAAAACAUGGGGGCCCAACCCCUGAGCAAUAAAUGGCCCCUCAUGCUGGCAUGAA